Camelina sativa (false flax) is the source of this 1835-nucleotide messenger RNA. The record is from RefSeq and is a predicted model, not a curated record. NCBI's taxonomy places the organism in Eukaryota, Viridiplantae, Streptophyta, Magnoliopsida, Brassicales, Brassicaceae.
ACCAGAGACAUUAAGGUUCUAUCUUGUUUCGAAUAAUCUGAAGCAAAUUGAUCUGUGGAAGAAGCGAAGGUCGAAAACAAAUUCUAUUCCCGGAGCUGCAAACCAGUAAAUUUGCAGUUGUAGUUACCAGCUUGGUUAGUCAAGAGAGGUUCCAAGCAUAUAAUAAAUCUAUGGCAUAUGCAACAGGAAUGACGCUUGCUUCAAGGAGUAUCUUUCCUAUUUGUUCCAGGACCUUAUCAUCUCCCUUACGUGUGGCUUCUUUACUUGUUUUUACUGAGAUAUCCUCGUCCACUUUCUUCAGAAGGGUCCAAGUUCCUCACUUUUACUCCACUUCUACUACUCCUCUGUUCUCCUCUGCUAAGUGCUCAGUUCAAUCUACUUCAUCUCCUGAGACAGUAACACAAACUGUUUCUCGCCCUAAUGUAGUCGAUAUACUUGAAGAAAGAGGACUCCUCGAGUCAGUCACAAGCGAGAAUCUCAGGUCUGCUUCUUCUGAUCCUAAAGUAGCUCCUCUAAGGGUCUACUGCGGGUUUGAUCCGACUGCUGAGAGUUUACACUUGGGUAAUCUACUUGGUAUCAUUGUGCUUUCUUGGUUCCAAAGAUGUGGACAUCAAGCCGUUGGUUUAAUCGGUGGUGCCACGGGACGGGUUGGUGACCCAUCUGGUAAAAGCCUAGAAAGACCUGAGCUUGACGCUGAUACACUGGAGAAAAACAUUUCGGGUAUUAAGAAAAUCAUUAUCAAGAUUCUUGGUAGUAAUCCGAGUUCCAGUAGCUCUUAUAUGAUUCUUAAUAACUAUGACUGGUGGAAAGAUAUGACAAUGCUCGAGUUUUUGAACAAAGUCGGUAGGUUUGCUAGGGUUGGUACUAUGAUGGCAAAGGAGAGUGUUAAGAAGAGAUUAGAAUCAGAACAAGGUAUGAGCUACACCGAGUUCACUUAUCAGUUGUUGCAAGCCUAUGAUUUUCUUCACCUGUUCAAGAACGAAGGGAUCAAUGUUCAGAUAGGUGGCAGUGAUCAAUGGGGGAAUAUAACAGCUGGAACUGAUUUGAUCAGGAAGAUUCUCCAUACAGAAGAAGCAACUUACGGGCUAACAUUUCCUCUCCUAUUGAAAAACGACGGGACGAAAUUCGGGAAAUCAGAAGAUGGAGCAAUCUGGCUCUCUCCUUCGAUGCUAUCCCCUUAUAAGUUCUAUCAGUACUUCUUCUCAGUUCCAGACGUUGAUGUGAUACGUUUCUUAAAGACCCUAACUUUUCUGAGUUUGGAUGAGAUAAAGAUCUUAGAAGAUCAAAUGAGCAAACCCGGGUAUGUUCCUAAUACUGCGCAAAUCAAACUCGCUGAAGAAGUAACUAGAUUUGUACAUGGUGAAGAGGGUUUGAAGGAAGCCAUAAAAGCAACAGAAGCUUUAAGACCAGGAGCUGAGACAAAGCUUGAUUGGAAUUUGAUUGAGAGAAUAGCAGAGGAUAUACCUUCUUGCUCACUGCCUAUUGAUCGAGUCUCGGGUUCAUCGAUUGUGGAUCUAUCGGUUUCUGCGGGUUUGUUUGAGAGUAAAUCUGCUGCGAGGAGAAUGUUGAAACAAGGUGGGUUUUAUAUGAACAAUGAGAGAGUGGAUGAUGAGAAUAAGAGAGUUGAAGAAGAAGAUAUUGUUGAAGGGAAAGGUCUUGUUCUUUCUGCAGGCAAGAAAAAUAAAGUGGUCGUUAGAAUUUCCUGAUUUUUGUUAUAACAGCAUUGAAUUUUUAAUGUUUCAUAAGCUUCAUAUUGUUUUAUUUAAUUUAAUUACUCCAAGGUAUUAUUAUUAACAAUGAUGAUAAUGCUUUAAUACAUUUUUGUGUUUGUAUUA